Molecule: messenger RNA, 612 nt
Organism: Quercus robur (English oak)
Lineage: Eukaryota; Viridiplantae; Streptophyta; Magnoliopsida; Fagales; Fagaceae
Product: serine/threonine-protein phosphatase 7 long form homolog
Exons: 2
Coding region: 1-612 (203 amino acids)
Source: RefSeq, a predicted model, not a curated record
AUGGGCUGUACUAAUAGUCCAUAUGAAGCUCAUUUUGACGACCUCCCGCCGUGGUGUGUUGCAGGGAGGGCCGUAUGGACGGCAACGGUGCCGCUUGUAUGUUUCCACCUAGUAGAGAAACAUACACUGGAUCGUGUUGUUCGUCAAUUCGGGAUGAUCCAAGAAAUUCCCGAAGCUGUUAACAUUGACAGAGUGCUUCAUGGCAUUGAUUUGAGGGGGAAGAUCGGUGUUAAUUGGAUGCAGAAACAUGCUGUGCAUAUCCUUGAGUGGGGUAAUCGCUUUUAUCGGCGUUGUGAAGCAGUGCUUGGUGAUAUGCCUCCAGAGCACGAGUACCACGACUGGUUCAAAAGGGUGACUCGGAGGUUCAUCGAUAGGCCUGGUGCUGUAGUGACUCUGCUGAUUGAAGGAUACGUCCGUUUGUUGAGGCGUCAUCCAGUGGGCACGGAGGACCACAAUGACAUUACUGAGGUGCUGACGGCAGUGCAGGCGAUAACACGUGUCCAACCUCCUAUCCCUGAGGCCCCGAUUGAGGAGGCAGCUAUGCCUACCGGCCCAAGCACGAGCACAGCUCCGGCCGGAUGUCAAUCCCGUCCGCCUGUUGCUACCCCUUAG